This is a messenger RNA of Monomorium pharaonis (pharaoh ant), 3372 nucleotides long. RefSeq names its product acyl-CoA Delta(11) desaturase. Lineage: Eukaryota; Metazoa; Arthropoda; Insecta; Hymenoptera; Formicidae. Gene Ontology annotation, biological process: unsaturated fatty acid biosynthetic process. Gene Ontology annotation, cellular component: endoplasmic reticulum membrane. Gene Ontology annotation, molecular function: iron ion binding; stearoyl-CoA 9-desaturase activity. The transcript is spliced from 8 exons. The record is from RefSeq and is a predicted model, not a curated record. The coding region runs from base 794 to 1897 and encodes 367 amino acids.
GAUCACCGUCUACGACGUUACGAAACGGGGGGACCCGGCGCCGUGUGAAAGCCGUCACGUCGCGACGGCGCUCAGUUUGCAUUCGUGCGCGCGUUGCUUCGUCGGCAGGUGACCGUGGAUUUUUUUUCUUGGAGCUAUCCGUCGUGGAAACGUUGAUGAGAACCAAUCCGAAUGCGACGGAUGUAACUCGGGAUCCUUUGAUCUCGAUGAUACCGGUCGUUGAACAGCUGACCGGCACGAGUCAUCCACCGCCGUCGACUCGCGGAUUGAAUUUUCGAACGCUUCGCGAAGAGAUGCGCCGUGCUCUAUGAGGACUUUGACCACACUCCAUUCUCGACGAAAUAACGUCGCCGAUCUUUCCCCAUCGUCGAGAAUUUCGAGCACAGGGACUCGGGUUCGUGGAGUGGACUUAUCGUCAACGUCAACGUUAUCGCAGAGGGUCCAUAAAACCGCCUACAGCCGCCUAUAGCCCGUUAGAUUGUGGAUGGUCUUGAGAAGAGGAGCAAGCGUCGCUUUAUACUUUAUACCGACCCUGAAGACAGCUCAUCCUACAAGAUGCAAUGUGAAAUGUCUAUUUCUUGUAUCUAAGCUUGUAUCGACUUUGCACAACAAUCUCUCGAUCAAUAAAUCGAAUUACGGAUAUUGACUGAUCUCGUAAAGGUAGCUUGAAAUGUAGGGCAACUGAAUCAAUUUAUGUACCGAAAGAUCAACGGUAGACCUGUCUUUAGCGUAUGACACCUGAGCGUUUUUAAACGAUUUCAAAUCUUACGAAAAACAAAGCACAUUGAAAAAGAUGUCGCCAAACGAGGAGAGGAUACCGCCGACGAUAUGUCCCAAGACGGAGACGGAUUGUAACGUGAAAAAUCGAUUGGCGAACGGUAAAACGGUAAAGAAUCAUGAAACAGCGACCCAGAAGAACGAUGACUCGACAUUACAGACUGAGUAUGUACCGAGGAUAAAGUGGCUGGAUCUCUGCGCACAAUUCUUCAUACACGCCGGUUGUCUAUACGGAUUUUAUCUGGUGCUCACACAAGCGAAACUGCUUACAACACUAUGGGUAUUCAUGACGAUUUAUACAUCUGGGUUUGGUAUUACGGCUGGCGUUCACAGAUUAUGGUCGCAUAAGGCGUACAAAGCAAAAUGGCCUCUGCGUCUACUUUUAGCCUUCCUCUUCACGAUAACAGGACAGAGAGAUGUGUAUACAUGGGCACUGGAUCACAGGGUACAUCACAAAUAUAGUGAAACCGAUGCAGAUCCCCAUGACGUGAGGAGAGGUUUCUUCUUUGCUCAUGUAGGAUGGCUUUUUACGACACCGCAUCCCGACGUCGUCGCCAAACGCAACGCGGUCGAUAUGAGCGAUCUAGAAGCCGAUCCCAUAGUUAUGUGGCAAAAAAGAUGGUAUUUACCUCUAUUUGCGCUUCUGACUAUUGCACUACCAGUGGGAAUUCCUUGUUACAUCUGGUCGGAAUCCUUGUGGAACUCGUUCUGGGUGAACUUCAAUCUUCGCUUCUGCAUCAAUUUGAACAUAGCCUUCUGCGUCAAUAGUGUGGCGCACAUGUGGGGACAGAAACCCUAUGAUAAGAACAUCUCGCCGGUGGAGAACAUUGCGGUGUCGAUCGCGGCGCUCGGCGAGGGAUAUCACAAUUAUCAUCAUGUGUUUCCAUGGGACUACAAGACCGGCGAGCUGGGUGAUUACCCAUUCAAUCUUACCACCGCCUUCAUCGACGCGUUCGCGCGAAUUGGUUGGGCCUACGAUCGGAAGUAUGUCUCGCCAAAUAUGAUUCGUCGCAGAGCGUAUCGAUGUGGCGAUGGGAGUCACAUUUGGGGUUACGGCGAUGCCGACAUCUCGAAAGAAGAUCUGGCAGAACUGGAUAUGAUGGAUAAUUACGAGCUGUGAGACUGAUAAUCUCAACGCGGGAAUAUGUCCUGAUCAGAUUCUCUCGGAUGAAUUGAACAAAUACGUUGAGAAACAUCUUCUAAUCCAUAUUAGAAUACUGUACUAGUUAAUAUACAUACACACGUGGACCAUGUAAAGUCUUUUUCAAAGACUCAGGCUUACCGUAAUAAUUGAAAGAUAUUUUAAUUGCAAGUUGAUAAAAGCGCAGUUAACUCUCGAUUAUAAUCAGUGAUUAACAAAUAAACAAUUUUAAUUGCAACAAUCAUGAAUCAUUCAUAAAAUUCAUUGUAGAAUAAAUACACAUUGGUUGUUUAUUUAUUAUAUAUUUUAAGAAUUUAUUAGAAGAAUUAUAUUGCAUUGUUUGUUGCAAUAAGAUAAUAAAAUUUUACUGUCGCAGUAAAAUAAUAAAAACAUGCAUUGAUAAAUUAUAAUAUUACAUAAUCGAGGGUUCAUUGCUUGAUACAAAGGAAGCCAAUACAUAUUGUUACGUUUUAUAUAAUCCGUAUAUUCGUUACUUUGUAUAAUUGUUAUUUGUUGUAACUAAUUACACAGGUACACAAAGAAAUGGUCGUUACUGGGACGCCACUAGUCAAUCUCUAUGUAUUUUGACGUGUUAAACACGAAUCCAGUGUCAGAAUUAUUUGCCUUUUUUUAAUCAAAAAAUGGCCUUAAAAAUCUUAAAAAUUGUAAUAAUUUCGCUGCAAGUGGAAAAUGGUGGGCAAUGGAGCAAUUCUGACACCGAAUUCGUGUUUAGUACGUCAAAAUACAUAGAGAUUGACUAGUGAGGUUCCAGUAACAGAACACUUCUUUUUUUGUGUGCUUGUGUUAUUGAAAUUUCUAUUAUACUGACGCAAAGUACAAUAAUCUAAAUAGAGAGAUCCGUUGUAUAUUGGAAUGUCUAUGAUAAAAUUGCGUAUAUUCUUAAAAUAUUUUUCUUUAGCGAGGAAAUGGCAUUCAUGAGUUGUUUUUGACGAUUUGUGCUAUUGAAAAAAGGAUAAAAAUAAAAUUGCUACAUAAUAUUAAGAUGAUUUUUUAAACAAAUCUUUUUCUUAUAUUUCAUGUGUUUUAUACAAUAACGAAAUUAUAAUAAAUAUUUCGUUAAAAUUUGAAAUAGAUGUCAGGACAUGUAAAUCCUGAUGAUAUAAAAUUUUUAAAUAUAAUUUGCUUUUAAGAUAAAAUUAUUUUAUAUAAUAAUAAGGUAUACUUUUUUGUAUUCUUACGUUUAAUUUCACGCUUUAUAUUUUGGUAUCUUAAAAUAUCACACCGACCAAUUAGUUUAAACAGAUUGUAAAUGAUAAUAUUUAUGGUGCCUUUUAUAAGAUAUUUUUUCCAACACAGUUCCUACAUUGUUCACUGGCGAAUUCUAUUGUUAUAUGCAUAUGUAUCCUUAAUUAUGUGUUAAAUAUGUUUAAUAUUUAAUACUGUAUAUUGAGAUAUUAAUAUGUUACAAUAUAAUAUGGAAAUUUUAUGUGCAA